AUGAUUGCAAUGCACGCGACAGAAAGUAAACGCCAGGUAUUGUUUGGCGUGACUCAUCUUGAGCCGUUGGCCGUUUUGAACUCAAACUGGGCUCCAAGGAGCAAUUCCGAAACAAAAGCGAUGUCAUCGGCAAAAGCAGCACUGGAUGAGAUUGAUCUGAAUUCCCUCAGGGAUCCCGCGGGAAUCUUUGAGCUCAUCGAAGUUGUUGGAAAUGGAACAUACGGGCAAGUGUAUAAGGGUCGACAUGUUAAAACUGCACAGUUAGCUGCAAUUAAAAUCAUGAACAUUAAUGAGGAUGAAGAAGAAGAAAUAAAACUGGAAAUUAAUAUGCUAAAAAAGUACUCUCAUCAUCGGAAUAUUGCUACCUACUAUGGAGCUUUCAUCAAGAAACUUCCGUCUUCAACUGGUAAACAUGACCAAUUAUGGCUAGUCAUGGAGUUCUGCGGCAGUGGAUCCGUAACAGACCUGGUCAAAAACAGUAAAGGCGCCACUUUGAAGGAAGAAUGGAUUGCUUAUAUUUGCAGAGAGAUUUUAAGAGGCUUAUACCACUUGCACCAGAAUAAGGUUAUUCAUCGCGAUAUCAAAGGACAAAAUGUUUUGCUUACUGAUAGUGCUGAAGUGAAACUUGUUGAUUUUGGAGUUUCCGCUCAGUUGGAUAAAACUGUUGGACGAAGAAAUACUUUUAUAGGAACCCCUUAUUGGAUGGCACCGGAAGUGAUUGCUUGUGAUGAGAACCCCGAAGCAACAUAUGACUCUCGCUCAGAUUUGUGGUCUCUUGGUAUCACUUCACUGGAAAUGGCUGAAGGUCAUCCGCCAUUGUGUGACAUGCAUCCCAUGCGCGCUCUGUUUCUGAUUCCGCGCAACCCGCCACCGCGUUUGAAACGGACAAAGAAAUGGUCGAAAAAGUUCGAGGGUUUUAUUGAUACUGUACUUGUCAAGGACUAUCAUCAGCGGCCCUACACCGACCAGCUUUUACGGCAUCCAUUUAUCAGAGAACAACCUCAUGAAAGAACGGUGCGAAAUGCUAUUAAAGAGCAUAUUGAUAGGCAUCGACGAAUAAAUGGAAAGAAGGAUGACACUGAAUAUGAAUAUUCGGGAAGCGACGAGGAGGAGCCUCAAAAUCAUCGGGGUCCUUCUGUUGGAGUACGAGAUGAUUCGGAAAGUUGCUCGAUGAUUCCAAUGGAUAACACGUUACGCAAAGGAUUCCAAAGACUUCAAGAGAGUAGCAGAGGUCUUGCUGAGCCGGGAGCUCAACAACUUCGACGACUUCCUGCUCAACCGCCGUUGAUGCAAUCUUCAUCUCAGUAUCGCUACGUACCGGACGCGAGAAGACAAGAAGAAGUGAAAAUGAGAGCGAUGGCAUCUCCAAGGAAUGCCGAUGGUUCUCGUCAAUCGCCUGCAUCACGACAAAGACCUGUGAGUCAUCAUCAGCGUUCUCCACAACAAUCGCAUCCUGCAGCUCCUCAUCUAGCGGAUUUAGCGAAUUAUGAAAAGCGGCGUCGAUCGGAAAGAGAAGAGCGUAGAGAGCGUGAACGUGGAGCUCACCAUGCGGUUCCAGUUCAACGAGUCUCUGCAAGUGUUCCAGCCCCGCAACAAUCAAGAAAGAUGAGUGAACCCCUAUUGAUGGGACAUCAUGCAAAGCCAGAGGAUCUUGACGCACUCGCUAGUGAAUUAUCAAAGAUCGGAGGAAUGAGAAAUGGAAGAUCUCGUGAGGAAAGCAUGAGUCCACCACCACCGGCUCCGCCACCGCGAGAAGCUUCAAUAUCAACUCUUGCCGACACUGUGGAGGAAAUGAUGAAUGGCGAAGAAACAUUGCGAGGCCCUAAUAAGCCACUGCCACCUACGCCUACUGAUAUUGAUAAUUCGAUUCUAUCGGAAUCGAGACGCAGUUUGAAUGGAGAUCGGCCGGUGAUCAAGGCGAAAAGCAUUUCGGAAGUUCGCACAGGAAUCAUUUCAAUUGAGGAUGAUGAAAUGGCAAGUGAUUCUGACAACGAGGAAGGAAAUGAGCCUUUGAUGUUCAAACAAAUUAAUUCGUCAAACUCUCGCGGAGCACUUCCGGAUCUUUUGCCAAAAUCGCCACAGCUCAGACGGCCAAUAACCGAGCAACAACGACAAUUGAGUGAUGAUCGUGGAAAUGAGAGCGCCUCCCUAUUUGGAAGUUUCUACCAACCAAAUGGUUCGGUUGUGCAGAAUCUGGAGUCGCGUGCGUCGGUUCAACCAUUCUCAUCGCGUGAUCGUGAGAAGUCGUUUGUUGGCUAUUUCGGUGGCGGCGCAGCUGGAGCAGGUGGCGGCACAGUUAAUCGUCCGGGCCGGCCUCAAGAUACAAAUCAAGUUCAAGUCAAUGUCAAUCCGAAUUCGAAUGGAACCCCAGCGGAGAGCGAUGCUCCAGAAAUUCGCAAAUACAAAAAGAAGUUUAGCGGGGAAAUUUUGUGCGCAGCGCUAUGGGGUGUUAAUCUUCUCAUAGGUACCGACAGUGGAUUGAUGCUUUUAGACCGAAGUGGUCAAGGAAAAGUUUAUCAAUUGAUUAAUAGGAGACGAUUUGAUCAAAUGACAGUGCUUGAAGGACAAAAUAUACUCGUAACAAUUUCCGGAAGAAAACGAAGAAUCCGUGUUUAUUACUUGAGUUGGCUUCGACAGAAAAUUUUGAGGACCGAGGGAGCCGGAACAGCGAGUACUAGCGAGAAACGCAAUGGAUGGGUGAACGUUGGCGAUCUUCAAGGAGCCAUCCAUUUUAAAAUUGUGCGUUACGAGCGAAUCAAAUUUUUGGUUGUUGGGCUCGAAACAUCUAUUGAGAUUUACGCCUGGGCACCGAAACCGUAUCACAAAUUUAUGAGCUUCAAGUCCUUUGGUUCCCUUUCUCAUGUUCCUCUUAUCGUGGACCUCACUGUUGAAGAAAACGCAAGACUGAAGGUGCUCUAUGGUUCACAUGAAGGAUUCCACGCUAUUGAUUUGGAUUCCGCUGCUGUUUAUGAUAUCUAUACCCCAACAACUAAUGGCCAAGCAUCGACAACUCCUCACUGCAUUGUUGUUCUGCCCAAUUCGAAUGGAAUGCAACUUUUAUUAUGCUACGACAAUGAGGGAGUUUAUGUGAACACUUAUGGAAAGAUGACCAAGAAUGUUGUGCUCCAAUGGGGUGAAAUGCCGAGCAGCGUUGCUUACAUCUCGACUGGUCAAAUAAUGGGAUGGGGAAACAAGGCUAUCGAAAUUCGUUCCGUAGACACGGGUCAUCUUGAUGGUGUCUUUAUGCACAAGAAAGCCCAAAAAUUGAAAUUCUUGUGUGAGAGAAACGAUAAGGUAUUCUUCUCGUCUGCAAAGGGCGGUGGUUCUUGUCAAAUCUACUUCAUGACGUUAAACAAACCAGGAAUGUCCAACUGGUAA
Molecule: messenger RNA, 3378 nt
Organism: Caenorhabditis bovis
Lineage: Eukaryota; Metazoa; Nematoda; Chromadorea; Rhabditida; Rhabditidae
Source: the annotation of a GenBank genome assembly